AUGGAUUUUUAUAGCCGCUUAUACGAACAAGAUAUUAAAGAUGAAGAUUAUUCUCACGCUAUCAAAGUUUGGAAUACUUUCAAUAUUCGUACAUUAGGAGAAUAUUCCGAUUUAUAUUUAAAAACAGAUGUGCUUCUUCUAUCCGACGUAUUCGAAGCAUUUCGAACUACGUGUUUAAAUACUUAUCAACUUGAUCCCUUACAUUAUUAUACUGCACCAGGCUUAACAUUUGAUGCCAUGUUAAAAACGACAAAAAUUAAACUAGAACUCUUAACGGAUAUAGAUAAAGUCCUUUUUGUCGAGAGAGGUAUUAGAGGUGGAGUUUCCCAGUGUUCUAAUAGAUACGGUAAAGCCAAUAAUAAGUACAUGAAUAAAGACGAAUAUGAUCCUUCACAAGAUAGUACCUAUUUAAUGUAUUUUGAUGUUAAUAACCUUUACGGAGCGGCAAUGUCUCAAUGUUUACCGUAUGGGAAAUUUGAAUUUGUAGAAAAUUUCAAUAUUUCAGAUAUCUUAGAUACUUCUGAUAAUUCCACAACUGGUUAUAUUAUUGAAUGCGAUUUGGAUUAUCCAGUAGAUUUGCAUGAAAUACAUAGCGAUUUACCUUUAGCUCCAGAGCACAUGAUACCUCCCAUUUCAAGGUCUAAACUUAAAAAGUUGUUAUUGACUUUAUAUCCUAAGAAAAAUUAUAUUAUACAUUAUAGGAAUUUAAAAAUGUAUAUAAAAUUUGGUAUGAAAAUAAAAUGUGUACAUCGUGUUCUUAAAUUCGAACAGUCUGCGUGGUUAAAGGAAUAUAUAGACUUAAAUACAAGGCUUAGACAGCAAGCGAAGAACGAUUUUGAAAAAGAUUUUUUUAAAUUAAUGAUUAACGCUAUUUAUGGUAAAUGCAUGGAAAAUGUUCGAAAACAUAGGGAUAUUCGAUUGGUCAGUAAAUGGGAGGGACGAUGGGGAGUUCGUUCUCUUAUUUCUAAACCAAAUUUUCACAGUUCCGUUGUAUUUGAUGAUGAUUCAGCUAUCAUCGAAAUGAGUAAAUUAGAGGUGUUUUUAAAUAAACCAAUUUAUCUCGGUUUUUGUAUUUUAGAUAUUUCUAAAACUUUUCUCUAUGAAUUCCACUAUGGUUAUAUUAAGGAAACAUUUAACAAUAAUGCAAAGUUGCUUUACACCGACACUGACAGUCUAAUUUACGAAUUUCAUGUAGGUGAUAUAUACGAAUAUAUUAAGAAAGAUUCUUCGGUUUGA
Molecule: messenger RNA, 1236 nt
Organism: Zophobas morio
Lineage: Eukaryota; Metazoa; Arthropoda; Insecta; Coleoptera; Tenebrionidae
Exons: 1
Coding region: 1-1236 (411 amino acids)
Biological process (GO): DNA replication
Molecular function (GO): DNA binding; DNA-directed DNA polymerase activity; nucleotide binding
Source: RefSeq, a predicted model, not a curated record